This is a messenger RNA of Lodderomyces jiufengensis, 2115 nucleotides long. RefSeq names its product Gat1p (gene GAT1). NCBI's taxonomy places the organism in Eukaryota, Fungi, Ascomycota, Pichiomycetes, Serinales, Debaryomycetaceae. The transcript has a single exon. Gene Ontology annotation, molecular function: RNA polymerase II cis-regulatory region sequence-specific DNA binding; zinc ion binding; DNA-binding transcription factor activity, RNA polymerase II-specific. The coding region runs from base 1 to 2115 and encodes 704 amino acids. The record is from RefSeq and is a predicted model, not a curated record. Gene Ontology annotation, biological process: negative regulation of transcription by RNA polymerase II; positive regulation of transcription by RNA polymerase II.
AUGAAUAUAAAUCAUCAUUCACCUGGUUUAUCAGGUAAUAACAAUCAUAAUAUUAAUCAAAACAAUCAUCUUAUACAUCAUCAUCACCAUCAUCAUUAUAAUAAUAAUAAUAAUAGUACAUCCCAUUCAUCUCCAAUAUAUUUAAAUUCACCAUCUUCAUUAAGUUCAAGUUAUCCAAACUCAAAUAUAUUUCAAAAUAAUCAACAACAUCAACAAUCACAAUCACAAAAUAGACCUCAAUUUAAUACAACUCAAUCACAUCAAAAUAUCAAUACUUUUCACUCCUCAAAUUCUAAAUCACAACCAAAAUUUAAAUUUAAUCUAAAUAAAGAUUCAUCAACAAAUAAUAAUAGUAUAAAAUUAUCACACCUUUUAUCAAAUGAAAUUAAUAAUAUAGAAAAUUUAUGGAAAUUAUAUAAUAAAGCAAGAGAUUCAUUACCUUAUAAAUCAAGAAUGGAAAAUUUAACUUGGAGAAUGAUGUAUUUAACAAAUAAUAAUAUUUAUAAUAUAAAUUCUUCUAAAAAUUAUGGAGAAACAAAUAAUUCAAAUUUAAUUACGCCACAUAAUUUUAAACAACAACCACAACCUUUACCAAAUCAUUUAAACCAAUCACCUAAUCAACAACUACAUUUUGAUAGUAUUGAUCCUGGAGCUGAUGAUUUUGAUUAUGUUGCACAUAUUAAAAAAAUUGGUUCAACUAAUUUAAUGGAUUCUCAUAACGAAUUUAAUAAUUUACAACAAGAUUUUGAUAAUAGCAAUAAUAAUCAUAGCACCAAUAAUAAUAACACCAAUAAAAGCCUGAGUGGUAUGACUUCAAUAACGGCAAUCCCCAAGAAAAGACAAGCUCAUUAUUCACCCACAACCAAACCAAUGUCACAAUUAUCUCAACAAUUAAAUGAAUUUAAUAAAUUUAAUCAUCCACAUCAACCACACCCAAAUCAUCCACAACAUUUUCAUCAUCAUCAUCACAAUAAUGACAUAGAUUAUCCUCAUCCUUCAUCUUUUGAAUUUUCAUUAGAUCCUUUAGCUUUUGAAGGUCCUAAUAAUAAUUUUACAGAUAUAAAUUUACAUUCAUCAUUUCAAGAUAGUUUAACAUCAUCUUUUGAAAAACCUAUAUUUGAUGAUUUUAAUACUCCUAUAAAUACUGCUCCAUCUUCAUUAUCAACUAUUAUACCACAAAAUACUCAAUUUAUAAAUAAUCAAAGAAAUUCAAUGACUACUCCUACAAAUAUAUUAAGACAAGAAUCUUUAAUAUCAUUACCAGAAUUUAAUCAAAAUCAUCAUCCUAAUUCAAAUUUCCAUCCUUCAAGUUUAAAUUUUUCUAAUCAUCAAUUUUUAAAUGAUACGUAUUUAGAUAGAUCAACUUCACAAACACCUAUAUCACAUAGUUUAAAUAAUCAUAACGAAUCAUUUAUAAAUCAACAAGAUGUACAAUUUACAUUACCUUCUCAAGAUCAACAACAACAACAACAGCUACAAGAAGAACCUAAAAAACGCAAGCCAAAACAAACAAAAAUAAAACAACAAAAAAAGGGUUUGACUCCAGAAGCUACAACAUCAACAACAACAACAACCACAACACAACAAAUAAAUGCAACAAAUUCAACAACAAGUUGUACAAACUGUCACACAAAUACAACCCCAUUAUGGAGAAGAAAUCCAGAAGGUCAACCGUUAUGUAACGCAUGUGGUUUAUUUCUAAAAUUACAUGGAGUUGUAAGACCACUUUCUUUAAAAACAGACGUUAUAAAAAAGAGACAAAGAGGUAAUGGUAAAAAUUCAGUUGAAGAUGGAGAUGAUUUAAAUCCAACAUCAAUAAACGAUAAUAAGAAACCUAUUACUACCACAACACCAACAUCAACAACUAAUGGAAUAACCAAAUCAAGAAGACCAAGUUUUAAACGUAACAAAUCCAAAACAAAAGUAAGUGAGUCAUUAAGUACCAAUUUUCUAAAUAAUUUAAAUGUUAAUAAUGGGAACACAAAUGUUUUAAAUAUAAGUAAUUCAAAUAAUUUAGGUGGUGUUGUUGAAAUUCCACCAAUUAAUCAUGGUAGUAAUAGUAAUGAUGAAGAUUUAGUGACUAUCAGAAAUGAAUAUGAUUGGUUAAAUUACUGA